CCAAAAGGAUUCCACGCCAUAUUUGCAAUCACAUUUUCUUUCACAACAGUUUGUUAGUGACGCGUUGAAACAGUUUAAGACACCCUUAUACACUUCAUUUUUAUACCAAAUAAUACACACAACAACUGAAGAAUGGCAGAGGCUGAUUGGAGUGAAGUAACUUACAUUGGUAAAAGACCACCAAAAGCAAGCCAACUUCGUUCAAAACAGGCUAUCAAUGCUGCUCAGAGAUCAGGUGCUGAUGUAGAAACAACUAAAAAAUUUGAUGGAGGUGGAAACAAACAACACUCAAGUAGUAAAAACACAGCCAAACUUGACAGAGAGACUGAGGAACUACAUCAUGAUACAGUUAGUUUGGAUGUGGCCAAACUUAUUAUGCAGGGACGACAGGCAAAGGGAUGGACCCAAAAAGAAUUGGCCACUAAAAUAAAUGAGAAACAACAAAUAAUUAAUGAAUAUGAAUCUGGAAAGGCAAUUCCAAACCAGCAAAUUAUGAAUAAACUCGAAAGACAACUUGGUAUGAAGCUUCGUGGAAGAGACAAAGGCCAGGCUCUUGGUGGAAAGAAGUGACAAAACAAUGCAGAUGUGAUGAACUUUCACAUUGAUAAAAUAAAACUGAUAUUUUUAUUGUUUUUUUUUACAAAUUUUAAACAAAACUACCAUAAUUGCUUUGGAAUAUGGAUAUAUUGCUUAUGACAAGUAGCAGGUGGCAGCAUUGAAAAAUAAAAUAUAUACAAAAAUCAAUUAUGUCUUUUGGCAAAAUAGAUUUGUGCACCAAAUUUUUUUCUAUAAAAUAAGUUAAUAGAGUUCUUGAAAUAUGAAAUUUCUUCCUUUUUUUUUCUUAUAAUCCUUUUAAUAAAAUUCAUUAUUUUAUAUAUAUUAUGUUUUUUUUCCAAUGUGAAAUUUACUAUCAGUAAAUAAGUAAACCAUAUCAAAUGUCAACUAGAAAUUAUUUAAUAUUUAAAAUAUAUGAUAUUACUUAGAUUUUGAUAACUUUUCUAUGAUUGGUGCAUAAUUUUGACUAUGAACAAGUAUUGCAUUUAGAAUAUUGAGGAUUUAGUUUCUGAAAUAUAACUUGAAAAUCAAUAACAGCUGUUUUGUUCUUUGCUAAAGUGUUCAAUAUUUAAAAUGGAGUAUUUAAUGUUUGUUCAUUUUCAGUUUUGAGUUGAGAGGAUUUUUACAAAUAAAAUGUUCUCCAAGUU
Mytilus californianus (California mussel) is the source of this 1202-nucleotide messenger RNA. RefSeq names its product endothelial differentiation-related factor 1-like. Gene Ontology annotation, cellular component: nucleus. Gene Ontology annotation, molecular function: DNA binding. NCBI's taxonomy places the organism in Eukaryota, Metazoa, Mollusca, Bivalvia, Mytilida, Mytilidae. The record is from RefSeq and is a predicted model, not a curated record. The transcript has 5 exons. The coding region runs from base 133 to 570 and encodes 145 amino acids.